Messenger RNA from Fusarium keratoplasticum, 1872 nucleotides. RefSeq lists its product as uncharacterized. Bases 1 to 1872 code for a protein of 623 amino acids. NCBI's taxonomy places the organism in Eukaryota, Fungi, Ascomycota, Sordariomycetes, Hypocreales, Nectriaceae. The record is from RefSeq and is a predicted model, not a curated record. The transcript has a single exon. Gene Ontology annotation, cellular component: nucleus. Gene Ontology annotation, biological process: regulation of transcription by RNA polymerase II.
AUGUUAUCGAUCCCUCGCCUUCCUCAGCAACAACUUCAGCUUCAACAACAACACCAGAACAACUCUUCCAACACUCAACAGUAUCCAUAUAUCCAAGACUGCCAGUCCGAAUACAACCCAACCGCCUACUCAGACUUUUCACGAUCGAACUACGAGGACGAGCUCGCCGCCUUGAGCCAGCAGCUUCCCUCAGACCUCAUGCAGCCCGACGCCUGGGGAGCCAUCGCCCAUCAGACUCCCAGAUUCUCCCGCGCUGCCCAUCAACGCGAGUCAUCAUUGUCGUCUCUGGGCUCUUCAACUGCUGGUCCUUCUUCUCCAUUUACCCACAACACCUCGAAUCCUCAGAUCGCCAUCACCGACGUCCACGACCAGAACGGUGUCAACCCUUCCUACUAUCAGCUGGCGACCAAGUCAAUGGGUCCCUACUCCGGCUACCAGUCCUGCGGUGGCAUGGAGCAUGCCAUGCCUGAGCUGGCAUAUCCCAUCACACUCGCAGGUCCCAGCAGCAAGCCGCGGAUGGAUCGGGGAUUGAUGCACGCCCCCGACUUCUCCGGCUCAACGCGAUCACAUCCUGCCUCGGUGGCGAGUUCCAUCGCAGGUGACUCACCUGCCACUCCCACAGUUGGCGAAACCGAGCACUCGGAGAGGAGGCGAAAAGGUACAGAUUUCCUUCUGGACGGAGGCCUCAGCGACCAGCGCUCACAAUUCCUCUCAAUAGGUUACCCCAACGCACCCAAGCUUGACAGGACCAUGACGGAUGUCUAUGGCGAUGAGCUUUACAGCCCCAACUUUGCCAUCACAUCUACUCCUCCCUCGCAAGCGCAGAUGGCUGUCUCUCCCACAAACGAUGUCUUCAGCCAGCGACUCCACGCAGCCAACAGCCAGCACCUGAGCGCUGCUCACUCACCGGCCUCUAGCACUUCCCGAGACAGAUCGCCUUUCCGCGCUGGCUCUCCCCUGGCGCCUUCGCCGGCUCAUGACUUUAGCAAUGCCGCGUUCGCGCAAAAUAUGCCAUUCAACUCAGCCCAGCGCAUGCGCGAGCAGAACAAGGCGCAGCACGACGCGCAGUUCAUGCAACAGCAAAUGAGUCAGCGACAUGAGCCUGAGACCCCAAAGACAAUUUCGCCCAAGGACGCUAUUCUGGAGUUCAACGAGCCUGAGGGCGAGUCCAAUUUCCCCUUGUUUCCCCAGGGUGCUUCUGGUUUCGAGAUGGACCACUUCGCGAAGGGCAUGGUCAACCAUGGAUCUCAGGAUCCUUCGAUGCACGAUGCUAGCGCCAAUGGCCACUUCAACUUCCUCCCCACACAGGCGCCAUCUGGCAUUGUUGUACCUCAGCAGUAUCCCUUCAUCGCGCAUCCCCGCACCAGCAACGAGACCCCUCCCCGCCUGAGCUCCGCUGGAUCCAGCUCCAACGAGUCACGAAACACUACCCCUGCAACCCGUCCCAGCAGUACUACCGCAGACGGAGGCACCUACACAUGCACAUAUCACGGAUGCACUCUGCGAUUCGAGACUCCUGCGCUUCUCCAGAAGCACAAGAGAGAGGGUCACCGCCAAACACAGGCCCUGGGAAGUGCUCGUCCUCGCGACAUGGGCAUGACCUCGAGUCUGCUGAACAGUCAGGCUGGGCCCCAUCGCUGUGAUCGGAUCAACCCGAGCACGGGCAAGCCCUGCAACACCAUCUUCUCCCGGCCCUAUGAUCUCACUCGUCACGAAGACACGAUCCACAAUGCCCGCAAGCAAAAGGUGCGCUGCGAUCUCUGCACCGAGGAAAAGACCUUCAGCCGGGCGGAUGCUCUGACGAGACAUUACCGGGUGUGUCACCCGGAUGUGGAGCUCCCGGGCAAGCACCGGCGACGCGGCGGCGCCUGA